CGUAUUCCGGAAGGAACCGUUAUGGUGAGCCAAGAACGACACGUUCAGCCACCAUUGUCUCAGGAACAAUCAUCUACGCUUCACUUGGUUAAGUUAGGCACCUGUCGGGGGAAUUUCUAUGACAGGCACCGCCAUUGUAAAACUGAUGUUGAUUCCAAUAAACUGCCAAUUAUAUUUGGCUCAUACAGGCACGCGCUUCGCAAUGGAAGUCUUGUUAAACCAAGUACAUUUGCAAAGACCUCAAAAUUCCCCCAAAGAUUUUUUGGUGUUGAAAGAAAGAGAGAUGAUUCCAAUAUCAG
Molecule: messenger RNA, 299 nt
Organism: Paraglomus occultum
Lineage: Eukaryota; Fungi; Glomeromycota; Glomeromycetes; Paraglomerales; Paraglomeraceae
Source: the annotation of a GenBank genome assembly